UGCAUACGAAUCCUACCCUCACGUACGUAACUCCACGUAUCCCUCCCGAGAAGGUUGAUCCUCUAUAUAUUUCUCCUCUCGCUGUGAAAUUCCUCGUCCGCGACUGCCCUUCUCGCCUUUCGUUCUCCCCAAACGAAAGGCGACAGGCGACGGGCCUAGCUACAAUCUAGACGUUGAUGAGUAAGCAGUCGACCCGAGACGAGGAGGCGGCGCCGUAAUGGGAGGGGGAGAGCAAGCGUCUGCCUCUGAAAUGCCAGCGGUCGGGCUGGUACCCGGGCCGCCGGGGUUGAUGCGACGAGCAUCGACGAGGAAUCCCACGACGGCGACUUUCUCAAUGGAGGUGUUUGACAACGAGGUGGUGCCGGCGUCACUGGACAGCAUUACGCCUGUCCUUCGAGUUGCCUCCAAGAUUGAGGCAGAGCGCCCUCGCGUUGCUUAUCUCUGCCGAUUUUAUGCAUUUGAGAAGGCACAUAGACUUGAUCCUAGUUCAACCGGACGUGGAGUUCGCCAAUUCAAAACUGCCCUCCUUCAACGCCUUGAACGGGACAACGGAACGAGUCUCUCCCGAAGGGUGAAGAAGAGCGAUGCCCGAGAGAUCCAGAGUUUCUAUCAGCAAUACUACGAGCAAUAUGUUCGUGCUCUCGAUAGGGGCGAACAAGCCGACAGAGCUCAACUCGGGAAAGCUUAUCAAACCGCUAAUAUCCUUUUUGAGGUUCUCUGUGCCGUUAACAAGAGCGAGAAAGUUGAAGAAGUUGCCCCAGAGAUCAUUGCUGCUGCCAGAGAUGUCCAAGAAAAAACCGAAAUUUAUGUACCCUACAACAUCCUUCCCUUGGAUGCUGCUGGUGCUUCACAAUGCAUCAUGCAGCUCGAGGAGAUAAAAGCAGCCGUAGCAGCCCUGAAGAAUACACGGGGUUUGAACUGGCCUUCUGUUGGUCAGCAAAAGGAGAAAACAGGAGAGUUGGAUCUACUUGAUUGGUUAAGAGUCACAUUUGGGUUUCAGAGAGACAAUGUAAGAAAUCAAAGGGAACAUUUGAUCUUGCUCCUCGCCAACCUUCACAUAAGGCUGUCUCCGAAGCCUGAACCUAUUCAUAAGCUAGAUAAUCGUGCAGUCGAUGCAGUUAUGAACAAAAUAUUCAAGAACUAUAAAUCAUGGUGCAAAUUCUUGGGAAAGAAACAUAGUUUACGUCUUGCACAAAGCCUACAACCACAAGAGAUUCAACAGAGAAAGAUCCUAUAUAUGGGUCUGUUUCUUCUUAUCUGGGGUGAAGCUGCCAAUCUUCGAUUUAUGCCAGAGUGCUUAUCUUAUAUAUUCCACAAUAUGGCAUAUGAGCUACAUGGUCUGUUGGGUGGCAAUGUCAGUGUUGUGACAGGGGAGAAUGUUAGAUCUUCAUAUGGUGGAGACGAUGAAGCAUUCUUGAAGAAAGUAAUCAGCCCAAUUUAUCGUGUGAUUGAAAAGGAAGUUCAAAGAAGCAAUAACGGAAAAGCCCCACAUUCAGCUUGGUGUAACUAUGAUGACCUAAAUGAGUACUUCUGGUCGGCUGAUUGCUUUUCCUUGGGUUGGCCUAUGAGAGAUGAUGGGGAGUUCUUCAAAUCUAUACGACAAUCAAAGCCUACAGUUCAGGUUGGACGUUCAUCCAAAAAAUUGCCUAAUAAAAGCACAGGGAAGGAAAAUUUUGUUGAGACUAGAACAUUUUGGAACAUCUUUAGAAGUUUUUCUCGCAUGUGGACUUUCUAUGUAAUAGCAUUACAGGCAAUGAUAAUCAUGGCCUGGAGUGGUUAUUCACCAGCACAGAUUUUUCAGAAAGAUAUGUUAUACUCAUUAUCUAGCAUUUUCAUAACAGCAGCACUUCUGCAUCUGCUAAAAUGUAUUCUUGAUCUUAUUCUUAAUUUCCCUGGCUAUCAUAGACGAAAAUUUACUGAUAUCUUGAGAAAUGUCCUCAAGAUAUUAGUGAGUCUUGCAUGGUCUAUAGUUCUUCUUCUGUGUUAUAUUGAUUCGUCACAGAUAAAUUUGCCUUUGGGUGGCAUUUUGCAGUACCUUCAUCAGAUAAAAGGCAUUCCGCCUUUAUAUACUAUGGCUGUGGCAUUAUACGUGUUGCCUAAUGUUUUAACAGGAAUGCUAUUUUUAUUUCCUAUGCUCCGUAGAUGGAUAGAGAAUUCAGAAUGGGGCAUUGUCCGGAUGCUCUUAUGGUGGUCUCAGCCAAGGAUUUAUGUUGGGCGCGGUAUGCAUGAGAGUCAGUUGGUACUAUUCAAGUACACAUUGUUUUGGGUGUUGCUGUUAUCUUCCAAGUUUGCAUUUAGUUACUUCUUGCAGAUACAACCUCUUAUAAAGCCCACAAAAGAUAUAAUGAAUGUUCAUAAUGUACAUUUCGCCUGGCAUGAUUUUUUCCCCCAAGCUCCUGGUAAUCUUGGUGCUAUUAUUGCGCUUUGGGUUCCUGUGAUCUUGGUGUAUUUUAUGGAUACUCAAAUAUGGUAUGCAAUUUUCUCCACUUUAUAUGGAGGUGUCUCUGGAGCAUUUGGUCGACUUGGAGAGAUACGAACACUAGGCAUGUUGAGAUCACGGUUUCAUUCUUUGCCUGGAGCUUUCAACACAUGUCUUGUUCCAUCUGAGAAAGUUCGUCACAAGGGAUUCUCUCUAUCGAGGCGCUUUGCUGAGGCCUCUCCAAGUAAGAGAACUGAAGCAGCAAAGUUUGCUCAGCUUUGGAAUGAAGUGAUAUGCAGCUUCCGAGAGGAAGACCUUAUAAGUGAUAGGGAGAUGGAUCUUUUGCUAGUUCCUUACUCAUCCGAUCCUAGCUUGAAGGUGAUACAAUGGCCACCAUUCCUACUAUCUGGCAAGAUACCAGUAGCACUAGAUACAGCUGCUCAAUUUCAAGCAAAGGAUUCUGAUCUCUGGAAACGUAUCUGUGUUGAUGAGUACAUGAAAUGUGCUGUUAUCGAAUGCUAUGAGUCCUUUAAGCUCAUUCUUAAUCUUCUUGUUGUCGGGGAGAAUGAGAAAAGGAUUAUUGGUAUCAUUAUUAAAGAGAUUGAAGCUAACAUUGAAAAAAAUACCUUUCUAAGCAAUUUUAGGAUGAAUGCCUUGCCAACACUAUGUAAGAAGUUUGUGGAGCUUCUUGAUAUAUUGAAAGAGGGUGAUGCAUCUAAACGUGAUACAGUUGUAUUAUUGCUUCAAGACAUGCUUGAAGUAGUCUCCCGUGAUAUGAUGGUUAAUGAGAUACAUGAGUUAGUUGAACUUGGGCAUGGUAAUAAAGAUUCAGUACCCCGAAGACAGCUCUUUGCUGGUACUGGUUCAAAACCUGCAAUAUUGUUUCCUCCUCUACUUAACCCACACUGGGAAGAACAGAUUAAACGACUUUACCUCCUAUUGACAGUGAAGGAAUAUGCAAUAGAUGUUCCUACAAACCUUGAAGCUCGUAGAAGAAUAGCAUUUUUCACAAAUUCUUUGUUUAUGGAUAUGCCCCGUGCUCCUAGAGUCCGUAAAAUGUUGUCAUUCAGUGUGAUGACUCCAUACUACAGUGAGGAAAUUGUAUUUUCCAAAAGUGACCUUGAUUUGGAAAAUGAAGAUGGCAUCUCUAUAAUAUUCUAUUUGCAAAAGAUCUAUCCAGAUGAAUGGAACAACUUUAUGGAGAGGAUCAAUUGCAAACGAGAAAGUGAGGUUUGGUCCAAUGAAGAAAAUGUUUUACAGCUUCGUCAUUGGGCCUCUCUUAGGGGGCAAACACUUUGUAGAACUGUGAGAGGUAUGAUGUACUAUCGUAGAGCAUUGAAGCUUCAGGCUUUUCUAGACAUGGCCCAAGAAAGUGAGAUAUUAGAGGGAUAUAAAGCAUUUACUGAUCCAAUGGAGGAAGAAAAUAAGAGCCAAAGGUCAUUAUUUUCUCAACUUGAUGCCAUAGCAGACAUGAAAUUCACAUAUGUUGCUACAUGCCAAAUUUAUGGCAACCAGAAAAGGUCUGGAGAUCGUCGUGCAACAGACAUUUUGAACCUGAUGGUUAACUACCCUUCCCUUCGUGUUGCAUAUAUCGAUGAAGUUGAAGAAAGAUAUAGUGACAAGGUUCAGAAGGUCUACUACUCUGUGCUCGUAAAAGCAGUGGACAACCGUGAUCAAGAAAUAUAUCGAAUAAAACUACCAGGGGCGGCAAAGAUAGGCGAAGGGAAACCCGAGAAUCAAAACCAUGCCAUAAUCUUCACUCGUGGUGAAGCUCUUCAGGCUAUCGAUAUGAAUCAGGAUAAUUAUCUAGAAGAGGCAUUUAAAAUGCGUAAUCUUCUGGAAGAAUUCAAUGAAGACCAUGGACUGCGUCAGCCUACCAUCCUUGGUGUACGUGAGCAUAUUUUCACAGGAAGUGUAUCCUCUUUGGCAUGGUUUAUGUCAAAUCAAGAAACCAGUUUUGUAACAAUAGGGCAAAGGGUCCUUGCGAACCCAUUAAAAGUUCGGUUUCACUAUGGUCACCCAGAUGUGUUUGAUAGAAUCUUUCACAUAACUAGAGGUGGCAUUAGCAAGGCAUCUCGUGGGAUCAACUUAAGUGAAGAUAUAUUUGCUGGCUUCAACUCCACCUUACGACGUGGAAAUAUCACCCAUCAUGAGUAUAUCCAGGUUGGAAAAGGUCGUGAUGUUGGACUAAACCAAAUAUCUCUAUUUGAAGCAAAGGUUGCUUGUGGCAAUGGAGAACAAAUACUCAGCAGAGAUAUCUAUCGCCUGGGGCAUCGCUUUGACUUCUUCAGGAUGCUAUCAUGUUAUUUUACUACUGUUGGAUUCUACAUCAGCUCGAUGAUGGUUGUGAUCAUAGUUUAUGCUUUCUUGUACGGAAGACUUUACUUGUCGCUUAGUGGGCUGGAGGAUGCUAUUAUGAAGCAGGCAAGGAAGAUAGGCAACACUGCUCUAGAGUCGGCCAUGGCAUCUCAGUCAAUCGUUCAAUUAGGUUUGCUAAUGGCUUUACCAAUGAUCAUGGAGAUUGGACUUGAAAGAGGAUUCUGGACCGCCAUUAGCGACUUCAUCAUAAUGCAACUUCAGCUUUGUUCUGUGUUCUUCACAUUCUCCCUGGGAACAAAAUCACACUAUUUUGGAAGAACAAUGUUGCAUGGUGGGGCUAAAUACAGAGCCACUGGACGUGGAUUUGUGGUCCGACAUGUAAAGUUUGCUGAGAAUUACAGGAUGUAUUCCCGGAGCCACUUUGUUAAAGGGUUGGAGUUGAUGAUAAUGCUUAUAGUUUAUCAGAUCUACGGUGCAGUGGCAACUGAUUCGAUCGCAUACUUACUUCUGACUUCAUCAAUGUGGUUCCUUGUUGGCACAUGGCUGUUUGCACCAUUCGUUUUCAACCCUUCAGGUUUCGAAUGGCAAAAGAUAGUGGAGGACUGGGAUGACUGGAGCAAAUGGAUGAACAGUUGGGGAGGAAUCGGUGUUCCAGCAAACAAGAGUUGGGAAUCCUGGUGGGAUGAAGAACAGGAGCACCUGAAGUCAACUGGGUUCUUAGGAAGAUUCUGGGAAAUUGUCCUCUCUCUUCGCUUCUUUCUUUUCCAGUACGGGAUUGUUUAUCACCUCCAUGUUUCCAAUAACGACAAAAGCAUCAUCGUGUACGGACUGUCGUGGUUUGUGAUAGUAGCGAUACUUUUUAUACUGAAGCUGGUGUCAAUGGGGAGGAAGACAUUUAGUGGGGACUUCCAGCUCCUGUUCCGGCUGCUGAAGCUGCUCCUGUUCAUCGGAUUGGUUGGAACUCUGAUCAUUCUCUUCAUCUUCCUCAAUUUGACUGUCGGAGACAUCUUCUGCAGCAUCCUCGCUUUCAUGCCUACCGGUUGGGCUCUGCUUCAGAUUGCACAGGCACUGAGACCAAUGGCGAAGGCUCUGGGUCUGUGGAGCUCGGUCAAGGCCUUGGCCAGGGGGUACGAGUACGUGAUGGGCCUGCUGAUCUUUUCGCCGGUUGCUGUCUUGGCGUGGUUCCCGUUCGUCUCCGAGUUCCAGACAAGGCUGCUCUUCAACCAGGCCUUCAGCCGAGGACUGCAAAUUUCACGUAUUCUGACCGGAGGAAAGAAGCACAACUGAGCGGAUUGUUGCAAGUUUUGCUUCUAGGAGUUGCAUUCAGUCAUCCUUCUUGAAGAAAUAGAAGAAUUGUUUGUCUCCAAUUGGUGAGAUUUGGAUAAGGGAGGAGAACAUUACCUCGAUAACAAUUCAAGGUUUUGUACAAAUGGAGUUAUUAAAAAAGAGAAGAAAGAAAAAAAAAAAAAAAAGGGAAAAAACCCUUUAAAUUAUUAGAUUUUGUUACCUUGCAAACCAACCAUUAUCCCCUUUGUCAUCUUACAGCGGUCGACGAGACGAUGGAGGUGAGUAGGAGAAAGGCGAUGUUGGUCGCCUGAGCAUGGCUUAGAGGAAGAUUAGAGGAGAUUAGGAGA
Molecule: messenger RNA, 6372 nt
Organism: Zingiber officinale
Lineage: Eukaryota; Viridiplantae; Streptophyta; Magnoliopsida; Zingiberales; Zingiberaceae
Product: callose synthase 5-like
Exons: 43
Coding region: 218-6025 (1935 amino acids)
Biological process (GO): (1->3)-beta-D-glucan biosynthetic process
Cellular component (GO): 1,3-beta-D-glucan synthase complex; plasma membrane
Molecular function (GO): 1,3-beta-D-glucan synthase activity
Source: RefSeq, a predicted model, not a curated record